Messenger RNA from Scomber scombrus (Atlantic mackerel), 1790 nucleotides. It is a transcript of the gene tent5ba, whose product is annotated as terminal nucleotidyltransferase 5ba. The coding region runs from base 59 to 1243 and encodes 394 amino acids. Gene Ontology annotation, biological process: mRNA stabilization. NCBI's taxonomy places the organism in Eukaryota, Metazoa, Chordata, Actinopteri, Scombriformes, Scombridae. The record is from RefSeq and is a predicted model, not a curated record. Gene Ontology annotation, molecular function: RNA binding; poly(A) RNA polymerase activity. The transcript has 2 exons.
UUCACAUUCUGCUGGUUUCUGUUUUUUGGGGAGGGGGGGUUUGAAAGUUACUAGCACCAUGUCUUGCGGUGAUGUCUCGGAUCGGAGUCGGUCGUUCUGCGUGUUGUCUUGGGAUCAGGUGCAGCGCUUGGACUCGAUCCUCGGGGAGGCUGUCCCCAUUCACGGCAGAGGAAACUUCCCCACUCUGUCCAUGAGACCCCGCCAGAUUGUUCAGGUGGUGCGGGCUAGGCUGGAGGAGAGGGGUGUGUGUGUUAAAGACGUGAGGCUUAACGGCUCUGCUGCCAGCCAUGUGCUCCACCAGGACAACGGACUGGGCUACAAGGAUCUCGACCUUAUCUUUGGUGUGUCACUGAAAGAUGACCAGGCCUUCCGUCUGGUGAAAGACGUCGUGAUGGAUUGCCUGUUGGACUUCUUGCCAGCUGGGGUCUGCAAGGAGCGCAUCACAGCACUGACCCUCAAAGAGGCCUAUGUACAGAAACUGGUGAAAGUCUGUAAUGACUCAGACCGCUGGAGCCUCAUCUCACUGUCCAACAACACGGGCAAGAAUGUGGAGCUAAAAUUUGUGGACUCCCUACGGCGGCAAUUUGAAUUUAGUGUGGACUCCUUCCAGAUUUGCCUCGACUCUCUGCUCUUGUUUGACCGUUGCUCAGAGACGCCCAUGUCUGAGAGUUUCCACCCCACUGUGAUCGGUGAGAGUGUUUAUGGAGACUUCAAGGAGGCCAUGGACCACCUGUGUCAGAGGACCAUAGCUACACGAAGCCCUGAAGAAAUCAGAGGUGGCGGGUUAUUGAAGUACUGCCACCUGCUGGUGCGUGGGUUUCAGCCCUCUUCAGAGGCGGACAUGAAGCAGAUGCAGCGCUACAUGUGCUCACGCUUCUUCAUUGACUUCCCCGACAUUGGUGAACAGCAGAGAAAGCUAGAGGCCUACCUGCAAAACCACUUUGCUGGGAUGGAGCACAAACGGUACGAGUGCCUGAUGACUCUGCACGAAGUGGUGAACGAGAGCACGGUGUGUCUGAUGGGCCACGAGCGACGCCAGACGCUCACCCUUAUCUCCAUGCUGGCGCUGAGGGUGCUGGCUGAGCAGAAUGCCAUCCCCACUGUGACUAAUGUCACGUGUUACUACCAGCCAGCUCCGUACAUACAAGACAUUAACUUCAGUAAUUACUACAUUGCACACGUGCAGCCGCCGCAGGUCUCACUGUGCAGUAAUACAUAUCAGACGUGGCUGCCCUGUAGCUGAAAUCGCUGUAUAAAGGGCAGAGGUGAAUGCGUCUCCAUUACUCUACUUAAAAAGAAAGUGGACUGAAAACACAUAAAAACAGAAACCCAUGUUUGCCAAAUGUGACUUGACGAAAACAAUCCUGUACUGCUGUACAUCUGAUUGAGCCAACACAGAAUUUUUCUCAUUUCUUUUCUCUGUAACAUCUGUAAGAUUGCUGGUCAUUUCUGAGAUGUAGCGAUAAUAUCUUAUUUAAGUAUUAAAAAAAGUCUUUAUGAAGCUUUAUAUAUUCCAGAAAUACACUUUUGAGGAAACAAACAUUGAAGCUAGGGUUAUUUUCAUACUCUGGCUUUAUUUUUUUAAAUUACACACCGGACCAAAGAUGUAUUUGUUGUUAAGAAAGGGAAUGCUGUGAUGAUUCCAAGUGCCUAAAAUGAACCAUGAAAUGUUCUGAAAACAUCUGUAAAGUGAGAACUGUGCAUUCAAUGUUUCUAGAUUACUCUGUCUCUCUUUCCAGAAACAGAAGCAUUCAUUUUUGUGAGAUUAAAAAAAAAGAAGAAAAACUCAA